Molecule: messenger RNA, 1464 nt
Organism: Macrosiphum euphorbiae (potato aphid)
Lineage: Eukaryota; Metazoa; Arthropoda; Insecta; Hemiptera; Aphididae
Source: the annotation of a GenBank genome assembly
AUGAUUCGAAGUGGACGUUCUAAACGCAGAAAAAUUAGAAAUGAACUAAAUACACUUUGUACAUUACAUUCAAAGUUUUUAAACAAAGAAGAUAAUAUUGUUGAACCAGCUGUAUUGGAUGAAAAUGAAGAUUUAACUCAUCCUUUAAUUUCCAUUCAAGAUAAUAAUAUUGUCUUAAGUCAAGAUGAAUCUUGCUCCUUGUUUGAAUUUGUUAAUCAAUCUCCACCGUCAGUUGAAGUUGGGGUUAAUCCAUUUAAUUUAGAAGAAUCCAUCAACGAUUCAGUAUUAAAUGAAACUACACCCUUUUCAAAUUCAGUAUCUAGUUCAAACUUUAUUUCUAUGGAAGAUCAAAUAUGUCAAUGGGCAAUUCAAUUUAAUAUUAAACAUAAUGCUGUCAAUAGCUUGUUAAGUUGCUUGAAGAAUCAUAAGUGUUUUAAACAUUUUCCGAUCGACAGUAGAACACUAUUUGGUACCCCAACUCAAAAAUCAAAAGAAAUCAGAACUGUACACCCUGGAAUCUACUACCACUUUGGUUUGGAAUUUGGAAUUAAGAAAUAUGCACCAACAAAUUCAUGUUGUAUCGAAAUUGCUAUAGGUAUUGAUGGGUUACCAUUGUCCAAAAGUAGUGGGGCUCAAUUCUGGCCUAUUCUUGCAUAUAUAAUGAAUAUUCCAAAGAAAAUAGUUUUUCUUGUUGGCUUAUAUUAUGGAACUGAAAAACCUCAUGAUAGUAACGAUUUUCUAAUAGAUUUUGUUCAAGAUGCCAAUAAUCUUAUAACUAAUGGUAUAAUUUUAAACAAUACUAAUAUUAAAGUUUCAAUCAAAUUAUUUACAUGUGACGCACCGGCUAAAUCGUAUGUGCUAAAAGUUAAAAGUCAUGCAGGUUUUUCUUCAUGUACUCGAUGUACCAUUGAAGGAGAGUAUAUUAAUAAUAGAGUUGCAUUUCCUUAUUCAGAAAACCAUUCAACAAAAAGAACACAUGAACACUAUCUGCAAAUGUAUGACGAAGAUUAUCAUAUUUCAAACCAAAUUUCCAUUUUAACACAAAUUGAUGGAUUUAAUUCUGUUAAUAUGUUUAGCAUUGAUUAUAUGCAUCUUGUGUGCCUUGGUGUUACUAAAAAGCUUAUGAUUCUUUGGUUUAGUAAAGGUCCCUUAAACGUUCGUGUAAGAUCAAGAAAAACUCAUGAGCUUUCAUCAAAUUUAUUAAAUUUAAAUUCUUAUAUUACAACAGACUUUGCUAGAAAGUCUAGAAGUGUUUUUGAAAUGCGCAGAUGGAAAGCAACAGAGUUCCGUUUAUUUCUACUAUAUACAGGGCCUAUAGUCUUAAAAAAUAUAAUAACUGAUGAGUGCUAUGCAAAUUUUAUGGCAUUGAACAUUGCCAUGACAAUACUUCUCAGCCCGAAUAAUAAUCAUCUUUUGAAUUAUGCAAGGGAAUUACUUAAUUUUUUUGUAAAAAGUUUUCAAUAA